This is a messenger RNA of Torulaspora delbrueckii, 852 nucleotides long. RefSeq names its product Aro5p (gene ARO5). Lineage: Eukaryota; Fungi; Ascomycota; Saccharomycetes; Saccharomycetales; Saccharomycetaceae. The transcript has a single exon. The coding region runs from base 1 to 852 and encodes 283 amino acids. The record is from RefSeq and is a predicted model, not a curated record.
AUGACAGGAUCUGUAGAGUUUGAAGGACUGGUGAAGAAAUUCGAAAAGAUGAUUAACGACCGCAAGAUACCGUCUCUUAAGAACCAAGAGGUCUUUAACGACAUUUGCAAAAACCUAAUAAUAUCACAAUCCAAACCUUUACUGGAAUUUAUCGAUAUACUGCUAGAAAAACUGAUGUACCCCCGAAAGUCGAAGUCUUUGAUUCAUCUUCUGACAUUACAGGAUCCCGACAUUCAAAGAGAAGUGGAUUAUAAAAUUUUUGAUCUUGGCCAUCCAAGGAUAUUAGAGAUAAUAUUGAUCAGACAGAAAAUCGUUGAAAUAAAAGCAACAGGGAAUGAAGCAUGGAAAUCAUCAGAAUUUACACCAAAGCUACUGCGAAAGCUGAACCAAAUUUACCUAUUGAUUGUGAACCUUUUGCAAGUGCUUAGUGACCAUAUUGAAGUUCCUUCUCACUCCAAUUUCUACAGGCAAAUUGUCACCGAGAGCAUAUCUGAUUUUCAGACCGCUUUUGAGACCUUCAAUUCACUCAACUUUAUCUUUCAAGCGCUCUUGAGAAGUGUAGAAAAAUUUGGAAUAUCUGAUGAAAGGAUCUUUCACGUUGACGGAAACCUGUUGUCCAAGAUAAAAACAUUCUCAGACGACAAUCUGAUCUGGUAUGAAAGCCUGAUGAUAGAAUCCAUAGCUGUGAGGGAAUACCUGCUGGUUGAAAAGAAGAUUUACGAAAACGAACACAAUGAUCAAAUGGAUGAGGUCAGUGCAUUGGCUAUAAAGGCAAUUUACAGUCCGAAGUUCGAACAAUUCCUCGCCAAAAGAAAGGCAAGACUAAACAUUAGCAAUCGCAGAAUUUUCUAA